AUUUUCUUGGAAUCGAAAAUGGAGUUCAAACUUGCCAUGAUCCUCUUAUUAAUUUUAUCUUGCACUCGUUUGUUUUCCGCCACUACAGAUUGCCAUGAUCCUCUCAUCUUCAACUUCGGAGAUUCUAACUCCGACACCGGCGGCUAUUCCGUCGCUAACGGCAUCUUUGGUGGCAACUCGCCGGUUGGUCGGAAGUUCUUUCAUAGAUAUUCCGAUCGUUUUUGCGACGGGCGCUUAGUCAUCGAUUUCCUCUGUGCAAAUGUGAAGGCCGAACUAUUGUCUUCAUAUCUGGAAUCACUAACUCCAAAUUUCAACAGUGGAGUUAAUUUUGCUGUAGGUGGUGCAACUGUACUCCCUGUUAAAUCAAAUUCCUUCCAUUUGAAAGUUGAAGUCGCUGAAUUCCAUCGUUUUCAUGCCCGCUCUGUUAUCUUCCACACCGAAGGUAUUAAAGGCAUGUUUGAUGAAGAUGAUUUUCAAAAUGCCCUAUAUAUGAUAGAUAUAGGGCAGAAUGAUCUUACGGGUGCCUUUUUAAACUCCUCCUCCUCCAAACUUGAAAUCCUUCAACAAAUACCAGACUUGAUUACUGGUAUCAAAGAGGCUGUUGAGACUCUUUACAAAAUUGGUGGCAGAAAAUUUUGGGUGCAUAACACCGGCCCAGCAGGAUGUUUGCCAAAUAUGCUUGCAAGAACUAAAGUGGGAGAUCCCCGUGGUGAGCGUGACGGGGUUGGUUGUCUGAAAUCACUUAAUGAAAUUUCCCAGGAAUUCAACACCCAACUCUACCAUCUCUGUGAAGAAUUGCGAACAGAACUGAAAAAUACUGUGGUGGUGUAUGUAGAUAUAUACACCAUCAAGUAUGACCUUAUAUCCAACUCUGCCCUCUAUGGGUUUGAAAAUCCGUUAAUGGCAUGUGUUGGGUGCGGUGGCCCACCUUACAAUGCCGUAAUGUGUGAGCAGACUACGGUGUGCGGAGAAGACACCAAUUAUAUAAGUUGGGAUGGAGUGCAUUAUACCGACAGAGCAAAUGGUGUGUUUGCAGCCAGAAUUGCGACCACCAACUACUCGACGCCUCCAAUCAAGUUUGAGUCUUUCUGGUGUUGAUGAGCCCGAAUAAUGGCUUUUGUUAUUUUGAUGUUUUAAAUUGUUGUUUAAUGUGACACUUUAAAUGGCUUGAAUUUUACUUCAUCGAAAUGCAUGGAUUGAUGGAUGUUAAUUAAA
Messenger RNA from Ipomoea nil (Japanese morning glory), 1215 nucleotides. RefSeq names its product GDSL esterase/lipase LIP-4-like. NCBI's taxonomy places the organism in Eukaryota, Viridiplantae, Streptophyta, Magnoliopsida, Solanales, Convolvulaceae. The record is from RefSeq and is a predicted model, not a curated record. The transcript has 5 exons. Bases 19 to 1098 code for a protein of 359 amino acids. Gene Ontology annotation, molecular function: hydrolase activity, acting on ester bonds.